GAACGCAGUAAAGCGGGCUUGAAAACAGUCGAGAGGGAAACAAAGAGAGAGCGAACAUCUCGCUGUUGUCGGAUGUGAAUAACUACAUAAAUUGAUUAUUUUUCGAUCAAAGUAACUUUGCGCUUUCAUACGGCCUCCGCUAUGUCUCACAAACAGAUCUACUACUCUGACAAAUAUGACGAUGACAAAUACGAAUACAGACAUGUAAUGUUGCCCAAAGACAUCGCAAAACGUGUACCCAAGACCCACUUGAUGUCUGAGACCGAGUGGAGGAACCUGGGGGUCCAGCAGAGCCAGGGAUGGGUGCAUUACAUGAUCCAUCAACCAGAACCUCACAUCUUGCUGUUUCGCCGCCCUCUGCCUAACCCAAAAUCUUAAAGGUAUUUUUCGAGUCCUGCAAAGCUCAGCCUUUAAGUGCCUCCGAUCAGAGUUCCCAUCAUGCUGUCAAACCAACCUCCCGUUGGAUCGGAUCUCUGUGCUGAUGAUUAGGGACCUGGAGAUGGACUAUCAUUUAUGAACAAUGGAUGUGGAGUGAACGUGUUGGAGAGGGGAAAAAAAAAAAAGGAUUUGUUCUUAUGUAAGAAAAGGAAUCUGCAACAACACGUCUGACACAUUCAAACCCUUUUUGACUUUUUAAAAUGGCUUCAACGUCUGCUUGGAUCUGCAGUUUAUUAGAGCAAUUACUAUAGUGUGGUGAGCGAAGCUUUAACAGGAGUUAUACAGUUAUGAAACCACCUGAUCGUUACUCUAGAUUAGUUUGACUCGAGCUGACAUGUUGCUGCUUCGUUGUAUGAGUCUGUAAAUUGUCAUUUAACACAUGAGAAUCUGCAACAUUCCUGUUAUGAACUAGAUUUGAUUUUGUUUUCAUUCUGCUUUAGAGGAUUUCACUUCACUUGGUCUGAAUGUACCAACAAGCUGCUCAGUAUUUAUGAAUUGUGUUGCCCUUUGAUAAAUAAAUGUAAACUUAAAAUUUUACUGAUGGGUUCAUUUUUUUAUUUUUUUCCCCCCCCUGUUUAGUGUUUUGGGUUUGUCUAGAGUUGCAACAGGAAUGAUUCAACAAGAUAAACUUUCCAGGAAACAGUGAAGCUGAUUGGUUAGAGUUGUCUGCACAAUAUAGGACUGCACAAUAUAUCAACAUAAUAUUCAUAUUUCAAAAGACUGGACUGCAUUAAUUGACUAAUAUAUUGCAAGAGUGUUAUAAAGUUGGAAAUAGCCUUGCUCAAAAUGCUAACUGGAGCUCAGAUUAGAGCGAAUAGAAUAAUUUUCUAAUAUGGUGCAGCCCUUUAGUUUAGAUAUCUAAGAUGACCCUUGCUAUAGAGUUUAUAAUUUGUUCCUGGGUGUUUAAACUGAUUAUAUAUGUUAAACUUUGAGAAAUGUACAGUUUAUAGACAAAUUCAAAACUACUGUCUAGACCUGUCUUUUAAGGCGUAUUCAGUAAUCAUGACGGAUCUCUUUGAGGCAGUGACCUUAGAAAACGAAAGUCUUAUCUGCAAAAUAACCAAAUGUUUUCAGUUUAAUUUACUCUUUACAGCAGCAGCCAGUUCGUAUUUCUCUUCAAGACUGAAUCUAAUGACAAAAACUACUGGAAUAAAAUUUAACUUUGUGUGUA
Molecule: messenger RNA, 1609 nt
Organism: Xiphophorus hellerii (green swordtail)
Lineage: Eukaryota; Metazoa; Chordata; Actinopteri; Cyprinodontiformes; Poeciliidae
Gene: cks1b
Product: CDC28 protein kinase regulatory subunit 1B
Exons: 4
Coding region: 142-378 (78 amino acids)
Molecular function (GO): cyclin-dependent protein serine/threonine kinase regulator activity
Source: RefSeq, a predicted model, not a curated record